Molecule: messenger RNA, 2148 nt
Organism: Chondrus crispus (carragheen)
Lineage: Eukaryota; Rhodophyta; Florideophyceae; Gigartinales; Gigartinaceae
Exons: 2
Coding region: 1-612 (203 amino acids)
Source: RefSeq, a predicted model, not a curated record
AUGGCCGAGAAGGAAGGGCUGUCGGUUUUGGGGCGCGACGCUGGUGACAAGAAGGUACCGCGGAAGCGAGUGGAACCUUCGGAGGGAGAGGUCAAAGGGGACAGGCAGGGAGGUGUAGAAGAUGUGGGGAAUGGAAAUGCGAGGAAGGGGAAAGGAGUGGUCGUUAGGCUGGACGGCGAGGGGGAGGUAGUGAACAAGUCACUGGACAAUGUGAAUUGGCUGACUGUUGCGGAGCGCGACGCGGCGACAGGUGAGGCCGACUGGAUUGCCUGUCGCCUGUGCUUGUGUUUCGGAUGCCCUGGUCGGAAGGAAGAUUAUAUUUGGAUGCAUGCGUGGCCGUUUGACGUGUCCGACGUCUUUGGGCAUGUGGAGAAGAAUCAUCAGGACAAGUGGGGAGAGUAUCUCGCGGAGGGCUCGGAGAAGCGCGCCACCUUUUUCGACGGCGAGAAAGCCCCGGACCCGAAAUUGCUGGCUAUGCGCGUCGCGCAACUUAAGCAGAACUGGGGCGCUACCAGGGAGGAGCGGAAGAAGAGGUUUCUCAAGCGCAAGAAGUUUAAGGAGCAGAAGCUGUUGCGGAAGAUUGGGAAGAUUGCCAAGGGGGGCGAAUCUUAGACGCAGGAGGGAGGCCACGCAAGCUACACAACUGACCGCUGUCGGAAAACAAUAACUUCUGGGGACGACACACAACGGUAUUUCAAGGCACUCUGAUACGCGAUGAUGCGGCGAGACGUGCGAUUGCCUUCUCCAACAGUAUCAUCAAAGUGCUCUGCCAGUGCAGUCUUUGUUUGAAGCCAUGUAUCGGAACUAUAUCUGUGAAAGCAAAACGUCGUGGUAUUUGUUGCUCUCUGGCCGACUCCAGUGCAAUCGAAGCCGUACGAACACACGAAGGCUGGAGAAGGCUUUCACAUGCUCCUUUGCCUGUGACCUGCACACCUGAAAGUGAGCUAACGAAUUGUGCUCGGACAGCAACGUCACUGAAGACAAAUCAGGGGCCGCAGAGAGGAAAGUGGUUUGUCAAAAAGACAAAGUUUGGAAAGCAUACCGCGGUGGUCAUUUCGAUCGGAAGAAGUAGUCAUGUCCUGUUCUUCUACCCAUCUCUGAUGAUCUGUGCGCUUGCACCGAAUCUGUUUUCCAGACCAGCAUUCAAGAUUCCCGCUGCAGCUGCAAAAGAGAUGCAUCUUGUUCGACGUGCGAAUGAGUGCAAGCGUUAUUUACACGUUCGCUUCUCUUUCUUACGAUCGGCGUCUCCACGUUUAAUGACGACCCUGACAUUCUGGCCUUUGACAUGAAAUGGAUCAAGAUGCGAUUAGUCUGUGGAUUGCGGUGUUAUGGAUGAAUUUUCUGCUCAAAAGCCCAGGCGAUGCUUCGUUUCGCCUGAAGGCACCCUCGACACGACAAGGGUUGUCUUGACAAUAAUAUCAUUCGUUUUAUAUCGAUCGCGCGCUCUCUGACCCCGUGGUACCAAGUGGAACAUCUCUGAUCACUAAUACCGAAAUUCUUUGCAACCCUCAAUUCGAACCCACGUGGUUGGGACAUGCGCAAGCCAAGAGGCAUGGUGCCCCUGCCGAUCAAACCGAUAUUAUGUUGUAGUUGAGAUUGCAAAACAACUGCUUGAGUUUGUGACAGCAAGGCAAGACAAGACUACCAGUCGGACAGGAGUGCCGUCCACCGAUGUAAGUGAAAUCAUGCAAACUCCAACGACCGACGGAAUACUGAACAGCUAUCUGCCGUUCUCUCAUGCAUGUUCUGGAAUUACGUGCCCCGCCCCCAAGACGUGCAGUUGUAGUCCUGCCCUUGCCCUCCGGUAUAUUUCUGUCAUGUAUUUGCCGGUAGCGCUACGCACAAUGCGCACAAGGAAGACCACCUCUUAGUCUUUCGAUUCUGUCCAUCCCGGGAAGGCGUGUGGAAGCACAGUUUCCGUUUUCCUCCGAUCCCCGUGGUUCAUCGAGCAGGCAAGGAAUAUUCCUUGUCACAGACACAAUUCUGUCCGCGCAGAGCUGCUAAAGGUCGACAACUCACCUUGCCAGAAUCAGUCGAAGGAGGCAUGUGAGGGCCUCUGCAGCCCGUUCGUGUGUUCGAUGAAAUGCGCAGCGGCCAAAUGUGUACAGUGCCCCUUUCUGAGUAUGUAAAUAAAAUAUUUAUUUUGUU